This is a messenger RNA of Neurospora hispaniola, 609 nucleotides long. RefSeq names its product putative ribosomal protein Rps8bp. Gene Ontology annotation, biological process: maturation of SSU-rRNA from tricistronic rRNA transcript (SSU-rRNA, 5.8S rRNA, LSU-rRNA); translation. Lineage: Eukaryota; Fungi; Ascomycota; Sordariomycetes; Sordariales; Sordariaceae. The transcript is spliced from 4 exons. The record is from RefSeq and is a predicted model, not a curated record. Bases 1 to 609 code for a protein of 202 amino acids. Gene Ontology annotation, cellular component: ribosome; cytosolic small ribosomal subunit. Gene Ontology annotation, molecular function: structural constituent of ribosome.
AUGGGUAUCUCCAGAGACUCCAGGCACAAGCGCUCCCACACCGGUGCUAAGCGCGCUUACUACCGGAAGAAGAGAGCCUUCGAGGCGGGUCGCCAGCCCGCUAACACCCGUAUCGGUGCUAAGCGCAUUCACACCGUCCGCACCCGCGGUGGUAACCACAAGUACCGUGCCCUCCGUCUCGACUCCGGUAACUUCGCCUGGGCCUCCGAGGGUUGCACUCGCAAGACCCGUGUGAUCGUUGUCGCGUACCACCCUUCCAACAACGAGCUCGUCCGUACCAACACCCUCACCAAGUCCGCUGUUGUCCAGAUCGACGCUGCCCCCUUCCGUCAGUGGUACGAGGCCCACUACGGCCAGCCCCUCGGUCGCCGUCGCCAGCAGAAGCAGGGUCAGGUUGUUGAGGAGGUCAAGAAGUCCAAGUCUGUCGAGAAGAAGCAGGCUGAGCGCUUCGCCGCCGCCGGCAAGGUCGACCCCGCUCUCGAGAAGCAGUUCGAGGCUGGUCGUCUCUACGCCGUCAUCUCUUCCCGCCCCGGCCAGUCCGGUCGCUGCGACGGUUACAUCCUCGAGGGUGAGGAGCUCGCUUUCUACCAGCGCAAGCUCCACAAGUAA